Molecule: messenger RNA, 239 nt
Organism: Amoebophrya sp. A120
Lineage: Eukaryota; Dinophyceae; Syndiniales; Amoebophryaceae
Source: the annotation of a GenBank genome assembly
UGCACGCCUGCUUACAAAUUCGGCGGGAAAAGAUGUACUGCUCUUGUCCCUGAUGUGCGGGCAGUCUCUAGCACUUUUCCUGCUGAUUAGAAGCCCCCCCUAUGUGGUGUUUAUGUUUGUCGUGUUUCAUGGUUUCUUCGUGUCAUCGCUCAGUUCGAGGUAUUCGGUUUCGGUGGUGCAUUGUGCCGUCGUGGUAGUCAGUCUAGUCGUGUUCUGUCUGCUUGCUGAUGACUCCCCCC